UGUCCGUCUGGAGUCACAGAGGAGCAGGGCUGGAGCUGCAGGGCCAUGAAGUUUGUGAAUGUGUGUCAUUUAAACCCUUAAAAGGACAUUUCAGACUAAAGACUGAGGUCCAAACGCAUCCAGAGCCAAAGGAAAACUCAUCUAGGACUAAAAAACCAGGCUUGGGACACUGUGCGUUCCCGGAUGGAGACGGAUUUAACUCCAGACAUGGAAACACGGCAGGGAAAGACGACCAGUGAGAAAGAUGGUUCCACAGCUGCAGAGGACAGUCCAGACUUGGCCAAAGCCAUUCUGGCCCAUCGUUUCUACCCUCCGGUCAUCGGGUCAGAGGCCUGGGAGGGAUACACGUUUUCAGACCUGGAGAUCCGGAUUAAAGAGUCCACAGAUUUCUACGGAGCGGUGCUGUGGCCUUCUGCGAUGGUCUUAUGUCACUUCUUGGAGGAGAAUCGGGAAAGUUACAACCUGGUGGAUAAAAACGUGAUUGAACUUGGAGCCGGGACUGGACUGGUCACGAUCGUGGCCAGUCUGUUAGGAGCUAAGGUGACCUCCACUGACCUUCCUGAUUUGUUGGGGAACCUUCAGUACAACGUAACGCGGAACACAAAGACGGGGUGCAGGUACAUCCCUCUGGUGCGUUUGACCCAUGUUCCUCUUUAUACAGUCACUGAACUCUCCUGGGGCCCACAGGUGAAGGAGCGCUUUCCUCAUAACACACAUUAUUUUGACUACAUCCUGGCGGCGGACGUGGUUUACGCUCACCCGUUUUUAGACGAGCUGCUGGACACGUUUGACCAUCUGUGCAGAGAAAACACGGUGAUCUUAUGGGCCAUGCGCUUUCGACUGGACCCAGAGAACAGUUUUGUGGGUCGGUUUCAGGAGCGUUUUCACCUGGAGGAGCUGUACGACCUGCCCACUCUGAGCAUUAAACUGUACCGCGCCCGGAAGAGAGACCCGCGCACCUGUGGAGUUUAAAGGCCCUAUACUACACAAAACUGACUCUUGUGAACUUUAAACUGUGUUAGAACGUCGUUACGUCCUCAAAAACAGACCUGGAGCUGUGUUUUAUUUCAUUUACACCUUUGAGUAACACUUUAUUAUUAGUCUGUUACAUCUUCAGUUCAAAAACGCUCUGAGAUUGGCAACUCCAGGAGCUGAAAUGAUCCAAACGAUUCAAGAAAUGAAUAUGUAUAGAGUUUAAAAACACAGUGGAGCACUUCCUGUAUUACCAAUUGAUGACAUCACAAGGUGGAACAGGGAGGUUUGUGUGUUAAACGUGAGUUAAACUUGUGAGAAUGAAACAAAACACAGCUCCAGGUCUGUUUUUUGAUGAGGAAACGACAUUAGACCAGAUCAGAAACAGUGUAAUAUGAGCCUUUAAUGACUUUGUUUACAUUUUGACUUCAUGAAAACGUCCAAACCUCGUCUCCUGACCAUUUGUUACAACAAUCAACAUAUUUUUUGUGUAUUUAUUUGAUUUAAAAUAACCGCACUGAUGUCUGACUGUCUUUUUUAUGGCCCGUUUGACUUUGGACACGUCGCUUUAUCCUCUGCAUUUUCUCGUCUUAUAAACCAACCAGGUUUUUUGCUUGGUUUUCCUCCAAAUCGCAGCAUCAAAACUUUAUUUAUUCUCCAACCCUCGUCUGAACACGUCUUAACAAACACAAAUUUACCUCCAAAAUGACCUGUGUCCUCCUCAACAUCUCCAGCUCUGCUCCCUCUGUGAAUCCUCUGUGACGUUAAACUUAAAUCCUCUGUGACGUUAAACUUAAAUCCUCUGUGACGUUAAACUUAAAUCCUCUGUGACUUUAACCAUAACUGUCACUGGUUCUUGUCUUAAAUGUUGCCUGGAUACAGCAUUUUUUCCAUUGAUCAUUAAAAUCACUUAAGACACGUUUUAAUCGUCUCUGUCUUUGAUAAUCCACAGUGACCCACAGGUUUGGCGACGUGAUUCC
Periophthalmus magnuspinnatus is the source of this 1952-nucleotide messenger RNA. It is a transcript of the gene mettl21e, whose product is annotated as methyltransferase like 21e. Gene Ontology annotation, molecular function: protein-lysine N-methyltransferase activity. The record is from RefSeq and is a predicted model, not a curated record. NCBI's taxonomy places the organism in Eukaryota, Metazoa, Chordata, Actinopteri, Gobiiformes, Gobiidae. The coding region runs from base 184 to 972 and encodes 262 amino acids. Gene Ontology annotation, biological process: peptidyl-lysine methylation. The transcript is spliced from 5 exons. Gene Ontology annotation, cellular component: cytosol; cytoplasm.